AUGGAGAAAGCUCAGAUAUCAAAACCCUAUGCCCACGGCGCCCUCCAAUAUUCCACCGCGGGACCAUCCUACACUUCCAACGAGUCAAGUCGGACGUCUUUCGAAUUAUCAAGCUACGCCAGAGGGGAGAAGAGAUACGAGAUGGACUCAACGGAAACGCAAGUCAACUCACUCUCCAACUCUAUCCACCACGACCAGGACAGACACGGCAAAGACCCGGUACCUGAUACUCAUGUAAGGGAAAGGCAACCCAACUCGGCUGCCUCCUCGAUGCACAACGGCAAAGAAGGACGCGGCAAAGACCCAGUACCUGAUACGCAUGUAAGAGACGAGCAAAUGGCCUCGGCCGCCUCCUCGAUGCACAACGAAAAGGAAGGACACGGCGAAGACUCAGAACAUGGCGGCCAUGACAAUGGCCGUGUUGACAUAUACGAUCCGAACCGGCCAAAACUUGGGCUCCGUCAACGGAUGCACCACUUUACCUGGGCUUGGUUCACCUUGCCGAUGAGCACAGGCGGCCUGUCGCUUCUGAUAUUUGCUCAGCCUCAUCAGUUUCCAGGACUCAAGCAGAUAGGCUUGUUUGUCUACAUCGUCAACAUCAUCAUUUUUGUACUGCUCUCCUCGGCAAUGCUAGCACGCUUCUUCCUCCACCACGCCGACUUCUACAGGUCUCUAUCACAUCCACGAGAAGGUUUCUUCUUCCCGACGUUCUUCCUUACCAUCGCUACCCUAAUCACAAGCACUCAACGCUACGCAAUCCCAGCAACCGAUACUGCGCUGGCAUGGGCCGUACAGACGGCGUACUGGGGGUACGUCGUCAUCACACUGAUCGUGGCUGUCGGACAGUUCAGCUUCGUGUUCGCCACACACAACUUCGGACUCCAUACAAUGAUGCCGACGUGGAUCCUGCCGAUCUUUCCCAUCAUGCUGUCGGGGACAAUUGCUUCGGUAAUUGCCGACACCCAGCCCGAUAUUGCAGCCGUGCCGAUUGUAGUUGGCGGGCUGACCUGUCAGGGGCUGGGCAUUUCGGUUGCCGCGAUGAUGUAUGCUCACAUGGUUGGACGCCUGAUGCAAGCCGGUCUACCGAAUCGUGAGCACCGGCCAGGACUCUUCAUGAAUGUAGGGCCUCCAGCUUUCACGGCUCUGGCACUCAUCGGCAUGGCGAAUGGGCUCCCUGAAAGCGUCGACCUCGGGAUGGAAGGUACACUGGAAGUCGACAUGAUCAGGACCAUGGCCCUUCUUGGCGCCAUCUUCCUGUGGGCGUUGGCGCUGUGGUGGUUCUUCAUCGCCGCCAUCGCAGUCCUCAGCUCAAGACCCAAAUACUUCCACCUUGGCUGGUGGGCCAUGGUGUUCCCCAACACCGGGUUCAUCCUCGCUACCAUCACCAUUGGGAACGAGCUGAAGAGCGAACAGGUGCUGUGGGUCGCUACAGGCAUGUCGAUCUGCCUCCUGGCAAUGUACCUGUUCGUGCUCUACAGUCACGUCCGGGCGGUCAUCAAGCAAGACAUCAUGUAUCCCGGCCGCGACGAAGACGUCGAGGAUCACUAG
Molecule: messenger RNA, 1548 nt
Organism: Anthostomella pinea
Lineage: Eukaryota; Fungi; Ascomycota; Sordariomycetes; Xylariales; Xylariaceae
Source: the annotation of a GenBank genome assembly